AUGASUGAAACACCUUCAAGCAGUUAUUCUGUGAAUCAUCCAAACUCCUCUGAGAGUGAACAGAGUUUGUCCAUGCGCCAUUUCAAUGUUACAGAACCGGUUGUGGCAAAAAGGAUUUGUUUCUAUAAAAGCGGAGAUCCCCAGUUUAAUGGGAUCAAAAUGGUAGUUAAUAACAAGUCUUACAAAACAUUUGACGCCUUGCUGGAUAGUUUAUCCAAACGCGUCCCUUUGCCUUUUGGAGUAAGGAAUAUUAGUACACCCAGAGGGAGACACAGCAUCACCAAUUUGGAGGAUCUCGAAGAUGGAAAAUCCUACAUUUGCUCCCAUCAGAGRAAAAUGAAGCCCAUCAACCUGGAGCAGGCCAGCAAAAAGCCACUGCCCUGGCAGAUCAGCAGGCCUGUCAGCGCUCGUCGUCGAGCUGUGCAAUUAGCAAGGCAGAAUGGAGAUGGGUUUGGCCAUCGAGAAAGCAGGAUAACAACUCCCAAAAAGAUGCUUGUUUUCAAAAAYGGGGAUGUAAGACUUAGGCGCACCAUAGUUUUGGGAAAGAAAAAUACACRAACAUUUGAGGCCUUUCUGGAUUAUAUGAGUGAGUUAAUGCAAUACCCAGUUGCGAAACUCUACACCACCGAUGGCAGAAAGGUUCCUAAUCUUCAGGCCCUGGUAUUGUGCUCUGGAGCUGUAGUCGCAGCGGGGAGAGAGCCUUUCAAACCAAGCAAUUAUGAAUCUCUUGGGUAUUUGCGGCCUGCUAAAUUGCUUGGAAUUGGAAAUCGUGUGUACCCAAAAGCAAAUGCCAAGUCAGAAAGUGAAAAGAUGAGAGCUGAAAUGGACYCUAGCUCAAGAUCUCAGAUAUUCUCGGUUUCUUCUGAUAAGGGAUCCAGCAAUGAUAACAACUCAAAUGAUAACAACUCAGAUUCUUCCUAUGUUCUUGACAGUCAAAAUGGGAUAGAAGGAAGUCGGUCAGUUAUCGGUGAAGAUUUAUCUGUGGCACAGUAUCAAGAUGACAUUGAGAAAUCUGUUCACGUUAAUCAAGAYGGCAGCAUCACAGUGGAAAUGAAAGUUCGAUUCAAAAUUAAAGAGGAAGAAACCAUUAAGUGGACAACCACUGUCAGUCGUGCUGGCCUUUCUGAUGACAAAAAUAUGUCCAUUUGCAAUUCUUCUGCAAUGAAUGUGGAAGAGWGCUCAUCCAAUGUGAAUGUAUCAGACUGUAUAAACCCAAAAGCUGCUCCGUUUUUGAAGAGCUACAAUAAAGAGGAAGACUCAUUACAGCAAUCGAAUGAGGAAGUGUCAGACAAAGAAUCAAAGUCUGAUGUCAAAACUGCUGAUUGUAAUGACUCUGAGAARAACAAUUCUGCAGAUUUAGACUUAAGCCAUUUACCUGAGGAAAAUACCAGGCCUCGUUUUUAUAGGCCUCCCACCCCUGGGCCAAGGCGUGUCAGACAAAAGAAAGCAGUGGUUGAAAGUGUCACCUUGGUGGCUGAGAAAGAGGUUCAAGAGAAGACAAUAAGACAGGUUUCCUACAGUGAGGAAAUAGAGAAUGGAGAAAAAACAUCUGAGUAUUGCAUGGUAGCUCAUUCAAGCAGAAAAAAAUCAAGUGUCUCUAAUCCAAAGUUUAAUGAGAUGAAUGACAAUGGUUUAUUAAAGCUUUCUUCAGAAAAYAUAAAAGAAGAAAAAAUGCUUUUGAAAGUAAGCCACAAAAGCAGUGAGUUAAUAGAAACUGCAAAUAGGAAAUCAUUAGAAGUGCCUGAUGAGGAUGAAUUGGCACAGAAUAUAUUGGAGAAAUCAGUCGUGGGACAAGGUGCUUAUAGUAGUUUAGUAUCAACCUCCAAAACUAAUAUCAGUGGUUUCAUACCAUCAUCAAAAACUUACGAGACAGCUAGGCCAGGUACAGCRGAUCACAUCUAUAAGUCAUGUGAAAUUAAACAAAUAAAAAGAUCAGUGAGUUCUUUCAUUACCUAUUCAGAAUUAUGUCAGUCAAAAGAAGAAAUAAAAUGCCAAGCUGCUGAUUUAAUAACUGUUUCUCAAGAUUCAGUGCACUCAGCCUCUCCUGGACACAGCCAGAUGAAGAUGGUGGAAYCUCCUACUGAGAAAGUUAAUCCGACAAAUGGAGUCUUUCCUACUGUUACUGAAAGUGAGAAUCAAAUCAGUGCCACGACUGAAUCUGUGACGAUGACACCUAUUGAUGACAGCCAAUCUGUAUCAUCCCUCACCAAAAAGAAAAAGAAGAAGAAAAGAAAUUCAUCUAGCUUUAUAGAGCAAGAUGCAUAUGAAAAUCAAAACCAUCAAGAAAUUUCAGAGAAAAUUAAAAGUGAGGGAUUGUAUACCACACAGGAUUCUACAGAAGAGGCUAUGGAUAAACAUUCUGAAAUGCCUCAGCAAAAAGGAUCUGAACAAUCUGUAAAAACCAAUUCAGACAAAUGCCUAUAUCCUGAAGAUGAGUUGCAUCACCAGGAUUCAGUGGAGCAAAAUGGAUCAUCAUCAUCUAAUAAAAAGAAAAGAAGUAAUAACAAGAAGCUGGCCAAGUUAAAAUUGACGUCAGGCAAAAAAAGUAGCAUCGUGAAGAGUGAAGAUGGYCUAAUGACAGUGGAGUCAAACAACGUAUCUGAGCACAGUCAGGAUAUACUUAGUGCUGAGAAARAAGGCACACAUCUUAUAACCAGUCCUGUCAAACAAACACCUAACUCAUCAGUGACUUCAAAGCCAGUGCCAGAAGUGCCAAGCAAUCUUAGCUUUGAAAAACAAAAGGAAAAGAAUAAUUUGGAACAUUCGUCAUCAAAGAAAGAGAAGAAACAAAAGACAAUGAAGAAAAAUCUAAGUAAAGGUGUAAAUAAGAUAAAUUUGUCAAAGGGUGCCAUUACACUAGAGGCUCUAAGCCACGGGAGUUUUCAAGAGGAGGUUGAACAUUCACGUGAGAGMUAUGUCCAAACUUGGCUGAAAAACUCUUUAUCAAAUUCUGUCUUACCCCCUAUAAAGAAAAAAGGGACUGUAGACAGUUCMUUUUCUAAAGAAAACACUGAUGCUUCUAUAGAUGAAGAAACUAGAUUUAUCACAAAUAAUGUGCAUAUUAGUGGAAAAAACCAUCUGCUUGAAGAUAAUCUAACAAAAAACCCAUUAAAACCUAUUGGUAAAUUGAGAAUUUCAGAAGAUUCAGACAAGGASUCAAGUGAGAGACAAACUGGGUCUUUCAUUCAUUCAAAUACAUCUAUUGUAGAAAAAGCCAAGUAUUCACUAAAGUCAGAAUUUCAUCAGAACGCUGAGCUACAUUUGUUUCAUGAAGCACRUGACAACGAUAAAAAGUUGGCAGAAGUUGAUGUUCAAGUUACCAACCUAUGUCAAAGAAAAAAAUCUGAAGUUGCUGUUCAAGCUGAUUGUACAAUUGUUAGUGAGAAAUUUGGAAUUGAUGUUCAGAAUAAUUGCAUGUCCAGCAUGUUGCUGCAUGAACUACAAUCAACUUUGCUUGGUCUGCAGAAUAAACACAGUGGAUGUAUAGGAAAARCUUGCAGCUUUUCAGAUCUUUCUCCUUCAGCUUUUGGCUCUUCCUCCAAUGCUCUUCUAGCCUGGCUACUGUUACUGAAUCUGAGAGAGAGUUUGAUUGGGACAAUCACAGAUGAUAUGCAAAAAAAUGCCUGUAGCUGUUCUGAAAUGUUUGCACAGUUAAAAUGUCUGAAACAAAAUGCCGUUAUAGAACAAGCAGAUGAGCUGAAARCUGUCGUCUCACAUCUCCAACAAUCAACAGAAAAUAAGUUAUUACACUUUAGGAAGGAACYUGAAAAGCAGGACACCACACAUGAGAAUAUGCCUAUAUCUGAAAUUCAUAAUUGUAUACAUUUGCAUGAACAAGAAGAAUCAGUUGAGCCUUGUGUUGCAAUGGACAUUGUCAAUUCKGAAGAAGCUCUAAAAUUAACUGGAGAAUCAGAAAGAUGUUUUGAUACAGAGAAGGAUCUUUGUAAAGAAACAGAGACUUCAGACAUUAUUGCCCCCACAACACAGCUAGAUGGUCACUAUGCCAAUACUAAUUCAAAUAYUUGUAGCCCUCCAUCAGCUAUAGAGACAUCAGAAAGAAAUGAAGAAAUGCCUGAUCGCCUGAAUGAAAAAACUCAAGGUAAACCCAUUGAUAUGUCAUCCAUUAAUGAAGAGUCAGAAUCUUCAGUAGAACCUAACUCCACAGUUCAUAGUAUAACUUCUAAUGAUAAUAAUURUAUUUUAGAUCAGGAUACUUCUGAGUUAGAAGGUGAGAAGGAUAAUGUACCUGUAAAUACUGAUAAAAGUGAAGAUGAGUCUGUUGAUCCAAAGUCAGUAGACACUGACAAAACCCCAAAAAACCAAAUUACGCUAGAUGCAGAAACCUCUUUAGAAUAUAAUAAUGAGGAUUUUUCUAUACAAGAUGACAAGGAAGAUGCAGAAAUAUCUGAAGAAACCUCYGAGAGGUUAUCUACAGUCUCUCCAUUAUCAUUUCGUUAUGAUUCGAAGCAAAUUAAUGAAUGUGACAUGACCGAAGGAGAACAGAAAUUGCAAGUAGAGGAACUGGAGAAUAAAAUGUGUUCCGACGCUUCUCAAUUAAAAAAAUGCUUGAAAAGUCCUGCUACUUCGGACUUGUCAGAUUACAGACCAGAUACUGAAGAGAGUGAUAAYAACCGUAGGGAAUCCAGUGACUUGACCAAUGAAAGUGGAGAGGAAGCACUUGAAAAACAUUAUAAUACUGGCUAUGUAAAGAGAACUAUUGAACGACUCUAUGGCAAGACAGAAGCUUCAUUUAAGCCUGACUUUCACAAAGGAUUUCCUUAUAUGUCAAAAGCAUUUCAAACAGAUACUGAAGGGUUCCACUCUGCAGUGGGGGAGAAAAUAAUUUAUUUUUCUCAAGAGCCUAUGUCUUAUUCUGCAGAGAAAUUAUCACAUUCUUCACUACCAUCMCAAGAACAUCCAGUAAACAAAGAUAACAGUAUAUCGAGAAGAGAAAAUACUCCUUUACCAACACCACAAUCUACUCUUAACAGAGAAGAGACAAGUUAURCUAAUGAUGGUUUAGGGGAAUCUCCAAAUCACCCUUGUCAACCUAGCAUUCAAGYUAGUGAAGAUGAAGGAAUAUUGAUAGAUAAAGGCAAAUGGCUCCUGAAAGAAAAUCAUUUGAUAAGAAGAUCACCACCAGAACAGACUGGAAUGUAUGGUAAUUUGGAAACAACAUCAAUGGAAAGUGAUGAAGUUCCAUACUCUCACUUUGGCCAUCUGGAUCAGUACCCCGCUCUUGAUGAGAUUCCUUCUUCAGAACUUGAAGACAUGGUUAAACCCCCUGAAAAUUUCUGCAGUUAUUUCAAUAUGCCUCAUAAUAGUGAUUCAGACCCCUUUCAGGAUGAGUUAAAUACAAAAGGCAGACCUAGUCGCAAUGGUAAGAUCCUUCCUGCAGAAAACAUCGAAAAGACCAAUCCAUCAGCCAGGGUAGGUUCUSCUUCCACACAGGCUGACACCAAUUUUCCAGCCUUUUCAUCUGUAGAAUUUAGAUUGCCUGAUAACAAGGUGCAUCCAUUGGAAAAGCCUUUAAAUGCUGUGCCCAUAGAGUCUCAGCCAACUGCUGUCARUAAUGUCAAUAGAAGCGAUCGUCACGAAGAAGAUUCUCUGGACAGACUCCAUGCUAUAUGUGGCCAACAUUGUCCAAUACUGAUGGUAACAGUAAUACCAAUUAAUGAGGAACAGAGAGGAUAUGCCUACCAAAAGGCAUCUGAUAUUGAAAACCAGCUGGGUCUAUAUUUGCUGGCCAAAAAGAGAGGAUGUUUUGAAUGGUCAGGUCAAGACCUGACAGACAAAAAGAAUAAUGUGACUUUGAAGAAUAACUCUAUCAAUAAGAUUGCCAAUAAUAUUUUUAAUAGGUUUUAUGCUGACAACACCUUAGAUUUUAUUARUAACUUUGGAAUACUUGCAUCCUCAACUCUGAAAGAAACAAAUAAUUUAGGGGAAUUACACAUUACAGAGGAUAUGAAUAUCAACCCAAUGGAAGUCAGAAAUUGUCAAAAUAAUGUACCCAGACAUCUACCUGGUGAUCUUGUCAGAGGCACAAAUACUGGGCUACCCAAUGGAAAGACAAAAAUAUGUCAAACCUUAAGAAUAAAUUUCAUUUAUAUUGUUGGAGAAAAAUUUUCUCCCAUGUUGGCAGAUCCAGCAGAAACCUGUCAUUCUGAAACAUUUUUGAAAUGUGACACUUCCUUAAACAGCAUUGAACAGAAAGCCUCUGAAAAUCUGAAAAACAAAAAUGCCUUUCCUACAGAAGRAGAAGAAAAGGAAGAAGAAGUUUGCUUUUAUACAAUGAAAGAUGGAAACCAUAAAGAUAAGGAAGAGUUUSUUUUUUCGGAAGUUGUAUUAUACCGUCUUUGUGUCCAAACUGGUGAUUUGGAAAAAGAUUCUUCAGUUUAUUUGUGUAACUAUGGAGAAAGAGGAGAUUCUGGUCUAAGACUUCUGCAUAAAACUGGUAUACCAGUGAAAUUUCAGAGAGCAUUGGUCAGUGUUUUAUUUUCCCAAGCUGUAUCUCUUGGGAAGCUGCAGAAGGUGCUGUUGCACUAUGAGGCUGAUACCAAGCCCCAGCUUUGGUAUUGUGAUAAAAUCAUUGUCAGAGAAGCUGAGAACAGCUCAGAUUAUGUUUUCAAUUGUGAAAGGUGGUUUCCAUUUUUGUCCCAAGSUAUAAUCCAUUCAGAAAUUGAGCUGUACCCCCAAGAAGGAGACUGGAAGAUAACUGUAGUCACUGGAGAUUUUGAAACAGCUGGCACAACAGCAGAAGUAUCCCUUUACACUUMUGGAGAAAACAAAGCUUCUGGUCCUAUUGUUUUGGGAUCUGGGAAACAGCAGCUGUUUAAUCCCAACAGUGAAGACACAUUUAAGGUUCCACAGAUGGAUAUUUUCCGCAUUAAGGCAGUCUCACUGGGAGAUUUGGAGAAAGCUCUGAUUAGCCAUGAUGGAAUAGUUCCAGUCUUUAAGUAUGUUGUCUCUGCACAUAUUGGUGAUCACUGGGGAGCAGAGAGUUUUGCAAAUGCUUGUAUCACCCUCUGUGGCAAAAGAGGGRACACAAGUGUGAGGAAACUUCAUGCAUCUUUAACCAAAGGAAGAAAAUUCCAAAGAAACAAGGAUGAGCUGGCAGAUAYUGGCUCAGUGUACAAAGUUCAGGUAACUGGCCCACACAGUGAGCUAAAACAUCCAUGGCACUUGGAUUUACUGCACAUGAAACACACAGRCACGAAGGAAGAGAUGUAUUUAGCUUUUGACUGCUGCUUCAACCCUAAGGAAGAAAAAUGUGUGGAGCUGCCAGCUCUCUAUGCAGAUCAGGAGCCUUUGCCUGUUCUCUACAUCACUACAGGAGCUAUCCCAGGGUCAGGAAUGGAUGCAGGUGUGUGUGUCAUGCUGCAAGGCCCCUUGGGAGACACAGACAGGAGAAAGUCAAUGAGAAAAGAUGAUAAAUYCACUAAAGGAAAGGUGGAUAUUUUUCAAGUGGAAGCAGCAGAUAUCAUUAUUCUGCAAAGGAUGGUUGUUGAAAAAGGGAGAGGCUCUGACUGCCUUCUGGAGAUUAUUGUGAAGGAACCAGCAUCUUCAGGGACAGAAAUUGUGCAUUUACCAUCUGAUUUGGGAAUGCUUUAUAAAGUGAGACUUGGUCUCCAGAGCUUGGAAAACAUAUCCCAGUUGUCUCGUUGUCACUUUGAAAUACAGAACACAUCAACCCUGGAUACCGUUAGUCUCGCCAUAAAUAAAACACUUCCUCUUUCUCCUAAUGGAGACAGAUGGAUUGAAUUCCCUACAUGA
Messenger RNA from Malurus melanocephalus (red-backed fairy wren), 7773 nucleotides. It is a transcript of the gene RP1, whose product is annotated as RP1 axonemal microtubule associated. The transcript has 13 exons. The record is from RefSeq and is a predicted model, not a curated record. Gene Ontology annotation, biological process: axoneme assembly; retina development in camera-type eye; intracellular signal transduction. Gene Ontology annotation, cellular component: axoneme. Gene Ontology annotation, molecular function: protein binding. Lineage: Eukaryota; Metazoa; Chordata; Aves; Passeriformes; Maluridae. The coding region runs from base 1 to 7773 and encodes 2590 amino acids.